Enhydra lutris kenyoni (northern sea otter) is the source of this 2423-nucleotide messenger RNA. RefSeq names its product zinc finger DHHC-type containing 7 (gene ZDHHC7). Gene Ontology annotation, molecular function: protein-cysteine S-palmitoyltransferase activity. Gene Ontology annotation, cellular component: endoplasmic reticulum; Golgi apparatus. Gene Ontology annotation, biological process: peptidyl-L-cysteine S-palmitoylation; protein targeting to membrane. Bases 409 to 1335 code for a protein of 308 amino acids. The transcript is spliced from 8 exons. The record is from RefSeq and is a predicted model, not a curated record. Lineage: Eukaryota; Metazoa; Chordata; Mammalia; Carnivora; Mustelidae.
GCGCCCUCUCCGCGGGGGCAGCGGCGGGCCCGGAACUGCGCAAGCGCGGCGCCGCCGGCCCCGAGCGGUUCACUUCCGGGGGUCGCGCCGCCCGGCUCUCCAGGCAGGGCUCGCUGCCCUCGUGUGUGCUCGGCGGCCGCCUCCCUCCGACCGGCCCGGCGGGACCCACCCGAACCGAGCCGCGGGGCCCGCUCCGGCCCGGCCAUGAGCGCGGCCGCAUGAUGCGUCCCUGCCUCGGCCGCUGCAGUCGCCGCCGCCGCAGGCCGGGAGGAGCCGCAGCGCCGGGCGACUCCGCCCGGGCCUCGGAUCCUGUCACAUGUGACACUAUGCACCUUAAGAUCCUGAAGAAAAGGCGCAAGAUGUUCAAGUAAUGUUUCGAGAUCAUCUGUGAGGGUGUGCAGGGAAAUCAUGCCGUCAUCAGGACACCGGCUCCGGGAUGUCGAGCAUCACCCUCUCCUGACCGAAAAUGACAGUUACGACUCUUCGUCCUCCUCGUCCUCAGAGGCCGACGUGGCAGACAGGGUCUGGUUCAUCCGCGACGGCUGCGGCAUGAUCUGUGCCAUCAUGACGUGGCUCCUGGUUGUCUACGCGGACUUUGUGGUGACAUUCGUCAUGCUGCUGCCUUCCAAAGACUUCUGGUACUCUGUGGUCAACGGAGUCCUGUUUAACUGCCUAGCAGUGCUGGCCCUGUCGUCCCACCUGAGAACCAUGCUCACCGACCCUGGGGCAGUACCCAGAGGAAACGCGACGAAAGAGUACAUGGAGAGCUUGCAGCUGAAGCCGGGGGAGGUCAUCUACAAGUGCCCCAAGUGCUGCUGCAUCAAGCCCGAGCGCGCCCACCACUGCAGUAUUUGCAAAAGAUGCAUCCGGAAGAUGGACCAUCACUGCCCGUGGGUGAACAACUGUGUAGGAGAAAAGAAUCAGAGGUUUUUUGUGCUCUUCACGAUGUACAUAGCUCUGUCCUCCGUACACGCUCUCAUCCUCUGUGGGCUCCAGUUCGUCUCCUGUGUCCGAGGGCAGUGGACUGAGUGCAGUGACUUCUCACCCCCCGUGACUGUAAUCCUGUUGGUCUUCCUGUGCCUUGAGAGUCUUCUGUUUUUCACUUUCACUGCAGUCAUGUUCGGCACCCAGAUCCACUCCAUAUGCAACGACGAAACGGAGAUCGAGAGGCUGAAGAGCGAGAAGCCGACGUGGGAGCGAAGGCUGCGAUGGGAGGGGAUGCGGUCUGUCUUCGGGGGGCCCCCCUCACUCCUCUGGAUGAACCCCUUUGUUGGCUUCCGGUUUGGGCGGCUGCAGACCAGACCCAGGAAAGGGGGCCCAGAGUUCUCGGUCUGAGGCCUCAUCGUGCCAGGACUUGUCACCAGACUUAAGUUAUUUAUUUGGGGUCUGAAAGGGUAUGAGCAGCUCACCUGUGACCAUUAGGGCAGACGGAACCUACACAGACCGGCUGCUUGUGGCAAGCAGAGUUUUCUAGAUUUAUAGUCACAGACCACAUUUUUCCAGACCAGUGACGGGGUGACGCUCUGGCCAGUUUUUGCCUGUACGACUAACGAGAGGUACGUGGCCACGUGAAGAAGCCAAAUGUCAUUAUCUUCCUCACGGUUAGGGUUUUUGUUAAGAACACUUGGCAUUUUCUGAGAAGUCGCAUGGGCUGUUCCAUGGUGAUUGAAGUCCUGUGUACUAAGCUGCUUUUUUCAAUCAUGAAGAAAAAACAAAAGUCAAUCCAGUGAGUGAGAUUUCUCCAGCUAACGGUUUCAGGGCGUUUGUGUCGACCCGGGGCUUCAUCAGUGCCCUCGCUCGAGCAAGGAGGGGCGCUUGCACGGAGACACAUUGUGAUCUCAGUGAGCUCCGACACUUUGCACUGAAUACGCAGAAGACCGCAGCAGUGGCUUCAGGUUCGCUCGCACUGCCCUGGAAGCGCGUGCUUGGACCCUUUCGGCAAGUCUGUGCGUGUGUGUCUGUGUGUGUGCGCAUGUGCGCGUGUGUGUCUAUGCGUGUGCGCUUCAGCAUUGGCCGUGUUUUCUAGGGGACGUGACCGGUAAUAGCCGCGUACAGCCAACAGGCUGUUUUUUAGAAGCCGACGUUUCAGGGAAGAGGAGAGAGCUGCCACGGGACCCUUGUCCCGCGGGCAUUACUAUGAAUGUAUUGCAUUUUGGAGAAUAUCUUGAUCCAAAGAACAAUCACUCGUGUGUGGUCCUUCGUUGCCUGCCUGCUUUAACUUUAUUUUGAAGAUCUUGGGUGCGUGAGGGCCUUGGAGCUGCCGUGGUUUUGUUCCAGCCACGUCAGCAGAGUACGGACGGCACCUCAGUUAAGGGAACAGUUAAGGCUCGUGCCGGCCUCACCCUUUGUGCUGCCAGAUGUCGGUCUGGGUGUGGAGGAGGGCGGGCCCGGCCACGGGGACUCACAUAGCGAGCCGGGGCGGG